GAUAGGUAAAGAUCCUAAAAUAGUAAGAGGUUCUACUGCACUUUUAUCUUAGCUUGGGAAGAGGUCGUGGUGGUCUGGGAGGGGGCAUGGCUAGGAGACAGGUGGUUAUGAGGAUGUGGGCGGGGCGCUGGGCGGGCCGGCGGCCAGGCAGGCAAGGAAGGUGAUGCCAAGCGGUGCUUCCUCAGACCCUCUCACAAGCGCACAGACCACCGUGCAGUCACCGCCGCCGGACGUUCCCCGCCGUCCACUGCCGCAUACUCGCCACACACCCUCCUCCUCGCCUUCUCUGCCUCAUCCACUCCUGGACUUGCCGCUUUUGCACCUUGCCUACUCCCACACAGACUCUCAGAGGGGCGUGGUGAGUGGCGUGAGGCCAGCGGGGCGAUUCAACGAGGCUCACCGCACACACACUUCGGUCGCUCUUUGGAGAUCAUCACCAUGUCUGAGGACGGGUACCUGAGUUUCCUGAUGGGUCUUGCUCCCGCCAGGCCCCAAACUUACCUCCAUCACAAGCUGCACUCAGACAUCGCAGCAGCCUCCGCCACUAAUGACAACACCACUGAUUAUAACGCCUUGGAUGUGUACGAAAUCAGCGCCGUUCCCGCCUACACCCUGCAGGGACUGUGGUGGGUGCUGUGGCUGGUGUGCCUGGAGUACGUGGCGUUGUGGUGGCAGGGAGCGCCUCUCCCCUGCCUGCACGACAAUGUUAUGUCCAUGGUACACGGUGUACUCUACGAGAUCACCAAGGUGUUGGUGCGCGGGACGGAGUACGGGGCCUACACAUGGCUGUGGCAGAACUACGCCUUUCUGCCUCCCAUGGGUGACUCCUUCCUGGCGGUGGUGGCCCUCGUGACGCUGGUGGACCUCGGUUACUACUGGUUCCAUCGCGCCAGUCACGAGAUCAUGUUGCUGUGGGCCAUUCACCAAGUACACCACAGCAGCCAGGAUCUCACCGUGUCUGUGGGCAUGAGACACUCUCCCCUGCAACGCUCCUUCGCCUGGGUGUUCUACCUACCGCUGGCCCUGCUAGGGGUGCCGCCCUCCCUCAUGCUGGCCCACGCUCAGUUCAACCUCCUCUUCCAGUGCUGGCUGCAUACAGAGGCCGUACCGUCUCUGGGCCCUCUUGAAUAUGUAUUUAAUACGCCGAACCACCACCGCGUCCAUCAUGGAUCCAACAAAUACUGCCUGGACAAGAAUUACGGAGGUGUGUUCAUCUUCUGGGAUCACCUUUUCGGUACCUUCGAAGCCCCUGACAAGGAGCAGAAGAUUGUCUACGGCAUUUUAAUUCAGCCUGAGUUCUUCAACCCUAUCUCGCACCAGUUUCACUACUUCAAGUCUGUGGUGAAGAAGAUGAGGAGCAUGGACUCAUGGCGCAACUCCUUCGUGGCGUUGAUCAAGGGACCCAGCUGGCAGCCCGGCGCACCCUGGACUGGCUGGGACAAGGACAAGCUAGACGUCCGCUACCCUCGUGAGUACAUGAAGGCCACCGCCACGACCACCACUCACACCUACGUCAUCCUGCACUUCCUCGCCACCCUCAUGCUCACCUGCCGUCUCGCCGCCCAUGCCGGCGACCAUCAGGCGGCUGUUCUGCUGUACAGCGGCAGCGUGGUGGCGGCGCUGACUUCUGCAGGGAUGCUGUACAACCAAACUUGGUACACGCCGGCGCUGGAAGUUGCACGCUGCGUUGGCGGCCUGGUGCUGUGCCUGUUGGUGACACCCCCUCCAGCGGCAGCCUCACUCCUGCCCCUCCUCACUGCGCUGUACGCCCUCUCCAUUAUGCUGUGGACUUUCAAGCCUUCCCUUGUGCUGUGUGACAGACCUGCGUCCGCCACGCCACAGCCCGCAGACACACAGCAACAGAAGAGUCAUUUCGAGUAGUGUGUGUGUGUGUGUGGUGUGUGUGCGUGUGUGAGUGUUUGUGUGUGUGUAGUCAUUUGCAUUGUAGUAUACAACUAAUGUAUUUUUAUUACUGCUCAUUCCAUACUCUUACGUGUUGUUAUUGUUACUGUUAUUGAUGUUGUUAAUAACAGCGUUGUCAUUGUUAUUAUUAUUAUUAUUAUUAUUAUUAUUAUUAUUAUUGUUAUUAUUAUUAUUAUUAUUAUUAUUAUCAUUGAUGCUGCUGCUGUUGUUGUUGUUGUUUUUGUUAUUAUUAUUAUUAUUAUUAUUAUUAUUAUUAUUAUUAUCAUUAUUAUUACUAUUAUUAUUGUCUUUUUUAAAUUGUGUGUGUGUGUGUGUGUGUGUGUGUGUGUGUGUGUGAGUGAAUAGGGAAAUUACAUGCUUGUUUAUUUGUUUGCUCUCUCUCUCUCUCUCUCUCUCUCUCUCUCUCUCUCUCUCUCUCUCUCUCUCUCUCUCUCUCUCUCUCUCUCUCUCUCUCUCUCUACAAAAUCGUGCAUUGUAGUAUUCUGUUAGUUUUCCCUCAUUUACUUUCCUUUCUGGAGUCUAAGGUUCAGUUAUCUUGUAUGGUUUUCUAUCACGAAUAAUAACAAUAAUAGAGUGGGGGAAGCACACUGCCAUUGUGUAUUGUAUUAUGACAUUGUAUUGAAUUCCUUGCGCGUGGUUGCAAGAGGGAGGUUGGGGGGAGGGGGAAGUUCGGAGGGUAGGAACUGGGAACGUGCUCAUUCUCCUCUCUCUCUCUCUCUCUCUCUCUCUCUCUCUCUCUCUCUCUCUCUCUCUCUCUCUCUCUCUCUCUCUCUCUCUCUCUCUCUCUCUCUUUUUCUU
Scylla paramamosain (green mud crab) is the source of this 2721-nucleotide messenger RNA. RefSeq names its product alkylglycerol monooxygenase-like. Gene Ontology annotation, molecular function: glyceryl-ether monooxygenase activity; iron ion binding. The record is from RefSeq and is a predicted model, not a curated record. Lineage: Eukaryota; Metazoa; Arthropoda; Malacostraca; Decapoda; Portunidae. The transcript has 9 exons. Gene Ontology annotation, biological process: lipid biosynthetic process. The coding region runs from base 439 to 1881 and encodes 480 amino acids. Gene Ontology annotation, cellular component: endoplasmic reticulum.